Messenger RNA from Mixia osmundae IAM 14324, 633 nucleotides. RefSeq lists its product as uncharacterized. The coding region runs from base 1 to 633 and encodes 210 amino acids. The record is from RefSeq and is a predicted model, not a curated record. Gene Ontology annotation, cellular component: transcription factor TFIID complex; SAGA complex. Gene Ontology annotation, molecular function: transcription coactivator activity; protein heterodimerization activity; RNA polymerase II general transcription initiation factor activity. The transcript is spliced from 2 exons. Gene Ontology annotation, biological process: DNA-templated transcription initiation; RNA polymerase II preinitiation complex assembly. NCBI's taxonomy places the organism in Eukaryota, Fungi, Basidiomycota, Mixiomycetes, Mixiales, Mixiaceae.
AUGGAGCAGCCCGCGAUCCCCAGGGAUGCGAGACUGAUAGCACUCAUCCUGUCGAGCAUGGGCGUCGAUCAGGCCGAGCCCGGCGUUGUCGCCAUCCUCAUGGAAUUUGCCCACCGCUACACGACCGAGAUACUCACAGACGCACUCGUCUACGCCGAUCAUGCGCAUCGAGGUCUCGGCGCCUCCUCAGCCGCCAAUCUCACGCCAGACCUGGCAGACGUCAGGAUGGCACUCAAAGCCAAGCUUGAGCAUUCCAUGAGCUCUGCCUGGCCCAAAGAGUUCCUCAUGCCUCUUGCUCUUGAACUCAAUCGCCUCCCUUUACCGUCCCUGCCGGAGUCGUAUGGCGUCAGACUGCCGCCAGAGAAGGACCGUCUGACUGCCGCCAACUUCGAUCUCGUGCCUCGUCUGUCGCCCAAGCUGCCUAACGGUCUGGCUCUGGGCCUCAAACCGUCCCACGCUCCUCGUUCCCCACAGCAGACACACAAUGGAGCUAGCCACGUCAAUGAGGACGAAGAUGAGGACGAUGACGAUGAUCUGUUUGACGAGCCAGAACCGAUUCUGCCGGUGCAGAGGGUCAACAACGUCGCUUCCAAGAGAGAUCGAGCGAGUGACGACGACGAUGACUAUGAUUAG